UUUCCGGCAUAGCUGUAGUUGGCCUAGUCGUUGCCGGCCGCAGAAGGCGGCCAUUUUCCAUGGGAGUGGAGCCGCCGAACGCUGCUUCUCCCGGCGGCCGCGGCCAGAGGGAGUGAGAGGCGAAGACCCCCGGGCGUGUAGAUCGCCGCUCCCGGCACGGGAGGAGGGGGAGUCGCCGCCGCCCUUACAGAGGGGAGGAUGUUUUCCUUCUCUACCACCGUGCAGCCCCAGGUUACAGUUCCUCUGAGUCACCUCAUCAAUGCCUUCCAUUCACCAAAAACCUCAGCUACUUCUGUCAGCACAGCAUCUAUUCAGUCUCUACAGAGGGAUACAGCCCCAGAACAUGAUGCUCAAACCAGUGAGCCUGUACUGAAUCUGAGAGACCUGGGAUUGUCCGACUUGAAAGUUAGCCAGCUCGAUGAACUAAUGAACAGGUUGCUUCCUGGCUAUUGUACAGAAAACAAAAUCUCUUCCCAGUGGAAUACAUCUUAUAUCUCUGCACAGUCCUUCUUUGAAAAUAAACAUGGUUUCAUGGAUGUAUUUAGUACUUUACGCUCAUCUUACUUAUAUAGACAGCAUCCUAGUCCCCUCCAGCGUGUGUGUUCAGACCUUCAGCGCUGGCCAGUUUUCAUACAGUCUCGGGGUUUUAAGACUUUGAAAUCAAGAGCAAGACGUCUGCAGUCGACAUCCGAACGAUUUGCAGAAACAGAAAACGUAUCCCCUUCAUUUGUAAAGGGACUCCUUUUGAGAGACCGAGGAUCUGAUGUUGAAAGCUUAGACAAGUUAGUGAAAACAAAAAAUAUACCUGAAGCUCAUCAAGAUGCGUUUAAAACUGGUUUUGCUGAGGGCUUUUUGAAAGCACAGGCACUCACGCAAAGAACAAAUGAUUCCUUAAGACGAACACGUCUUUUUCUCCUUGUUUUGUUACUGCUUGGUAUUUAUGGCUUGUCAAAAACCCCAUUUUUAUCUGGUAAAGGCUCCUUUUCUGAUACUGUACGCUUUCGGACAACAUCUGGGCUUGAUGCAGCAGUUGAUCCUAUUCAGAUGAAAAAUGUCACCUUUGAACAUGUUAAAGGAGUGGAAGAAGCUAAGCAGGAAUUACAGGAAGUUGUAGAAUUCUUGAAAAAUCCACAGAAAUUUACUGUCCUGGGAGGUAAACUUCCAAAAGGGAUUUUGUUAGUUGGACCACCAGGUACAGGCAAGACCCUUCUUGCACGAGCUGUGGCUGGUGAAGCUGAUGUUCCAUUCUACUAUGCAUCUGGGUCAGAGUUUGAUGAGAUGUUCGUUGGUGUUGGAGCCAGUCGUAUCCGAAAUCUGUUUAGGGAAGCAAAAGCAAAUGCUCCUUGUGUUAUAUUUAUUGAUGAGUUGGAUUCUGUGGGCGGGAAAAGAAUUGAGUCUCCAAUGCAUCCCUACUCAAGACAGACCAUCAAUCAACUUCUUGCCGAAAUGGAUGGCUUUAAGCCUAAUGAAGGAGUUAUUAUUAUUGGUGCAACAAACUUCCCGGAAGCAUUAGAUAAUGCUCUAAUACGUCCUGGCCGCUUUGACAUGCAAGUUACAGUUCCAAGGCCAGAUGUGAAAGGUCGAACAGAAAUUCUGAAAUGGUACCUUAAUAAAAUAAAGUAUGAUCAAUCUCUUGAUCCAGAAAUAAUUGCACGGGGUACAGUGGGAUUUUCUGGAGCAGAGCUAGAAAAUCUUGUGAACCAAGCUGCAUUAAAGGCAGCUGUUGAUGGGAAAGAUAUGGUAACCAUGAAGGAACUGGAAUUCUCAAAGGACAAAAUUCUCAUGGGACCUGAACGUAGAAGUGUAGAAAUUGACAAUAAAAACAAAACAAUCACAGCAUAUCAUGAAUCUGGACAUGCUAUAAUUGCAUAUUAUACCAAAGAUGCAAUGCCAAUCAACAAAGCUACAAUCAUGCCCCGAGGACCAACGCUUGGACAUGUGUCUUUGCUACCAGAAAAUGACAGGUGGAGUGAAACUAGAUCCCAGCUGCUUGCACAAAUGGAUGUUAGUAUGGGAGGGAGAGUAGCAGAAGAACUCAUAUUUGGAAGUGAUCACAUCACAACAGGUGCUUCCAGUGACUUCGACAAUGCUACUAAAAUAGCAAAGCUGAUGGUGACUAGAUUUGGAAUGAGUGAGAAGCUUGGUGUCAUGACGUAUGCAGAUACAGGGAAACUCAGUCCUGAAACCCAGUCUGCAAUUGAACAGGAAAUAAGAACACUUUUAAGGGACUCAUAUGAACGAGCAAAGAACAUCUUGAAGACCCAUGCAAAAGAACACAAGAAUUUAGCAGAAGCUUUAUUAACAUAUGAGACUUUGGAUGCCAAAGAAAUCCAGAUAGUUCUUGAGGGGAAAAAACUAGAAGUGAGAUAACAACUUCCUUUAUGGAGUCUAACUGAUCAUUUGAAGAAUGUACAUCUAGCAAUGCAGUUGUCUCUGAAUGCAGCAUAGCUUUUUUUCCUGAUGUUUGCAUAGUAUUAAUAACAUUUCUUAGUGUUAUGCGUUGUCUUGAGUUUUUGUUACAAUUAUCUAAUUUUUGUCUUUGUUCAGAAAGAGAGACAAGGAAUAAAGUAAGUUCCCACAGGGAAAAAAAAAUCAGAAAUAGAAAAUCUCAGGGUUGAAUCCACCUUGUUCGGAGACCUCAGUCAAAUGUUGAAAUUGGAAGAAAAGAAAAGUGAAUGCUCUCGUGUGUUCAAGCAUAUUUUCCUUGGUUAUGCUGCUAUCUGUGGGUUUGAAGUGGUAGCAUCUUAGUAUGUACAGUAUAAAAUUUUGUAGAAAGUGAGCCCUUAAGUGCUAAAGUUACAAAACAGUAAUGAUUUUAUGUUUACCAAUAAAGUACAGUUUUAAAAAAACACAGUUCCUGCUCCAGAAAUGCAACAAACAUACCUGUUAAAUGAGUGGAUACACAGUGCAUCCCCAAUACAGGGAAAUACAGGGCUCCCAAAACAGAUAAACUGUUGUUAAUUGCACUUUCAUUACUCUUAAAAGAUAAAAUGUACAUAUUCAUAUGAUUCAAAUUUUUCAACACGAUAUGUCAGCAAUGAUGGGAUACACCUGUAUAAAAGUCUUUGGACCAUGCUGUAAAAAGUAGCAUUCAUGCUGACAAAAUUGUGCCAGGGAUGGGAAAUGCUGCGCUGUCACACCUAAUGUGUUCCUGACAAAGUUAUCUCUCAAACUUUAUAAGGUUAGCAGUAUAUGGGUGUAAUUUGAUAGCCAUGCUUUUAUACUGCUGGACAUACUAUUGAAUUGGUUUUUACUAAUAUUGUGUAUGGACUUUUUGAAUAACCCGUGUAAGAUUUCUUCCAAGAGGAGACAAGUAUUACUCACAGAA
Messenger RNA from Gopherus flavomarginatus (Mexican gopher tortoise), 3328 nucleotides. RefSeq names its product YME1 like 1 ATPase (gene YME1L1). Gene Ontology annotation, cellular component: mitochondrial inner membrane. NCBI's taxonomy places the organism in Eukaryota, Metazoa, Chordata, Testudines, Testudinidae. Gene Ontology annotation, molecular function: ATP binding; metalloendopeptidase activity; ATP hydrolysis activity. Gene Ontology annotation, biological process: mitochondrion organization; protein quality control for misfolded or incompletely synthesized proteins. The record is from RefSeq and is a predicted model, not a curated record. The coding region runs from base 199 to 2370 and encodes 723 amino acids. The transcript has 19 exons.